Messenger RNA from Colletotrichum destructivum, 2464 nucleotides. Its product is annotated as Putative glucose-methanol-choline oxidoreductase, FAD/NAD(P)-binding domain superfamily. Gene Ontology annotation, molecular function: oxidoreductase activity, acting on CH-OH group of donors; flavin adenine dinucleotide binding. The record is from RefSeq and is a predicted model, not a curated record. Lineage: Eukaryota; Fungi; Ascomycota; Sordariomycetes; Glomerellales; Glomerellaceae. The transcript has 4 exons. Bases 401 to 2242 code for a protein of 613 amino acids.
GCGUCAGUCCCUGGUCGUCCGCUCUCGCGACGAGUUCGCCGCCAUCCGUGCGGCCAUGUGGUUUCUGUCCUCUCCGCCCCCCGAGUUCGAAUUCGUUACCCUUUCCAUGCAAGUACAUAGUGCAGACAGAUACAAGAGCGGAAUCUCGCGCGUACCAUUCCGCUGAGGCGAGGUUGGACCCCCUUAUCCCCCGUCUUCCCCUCCCCUCUUCCAAGCUGCGGUGCUUGGGUUGCACUGCGUGAAAAGUCGAGGAUAUAUAUAACACGAAUCCUCGGUUGUCUGCUUUUUAAUUCCGACUUUCCUUGUGUUUUCUCUAGUUCGUGUCACUUAUCGAUCUCUCCUUAAUCAUACAUACACACAUACUUACAUAGAGCAUAAGGACCGGGAUCCACCGCAAACCAUGGGUAUAUACCACAAGCUGGCGGAUGGCAUCGACGAGGUGGACGUAAUCAUCGCGGGAGGCGGCACCGCAGCAUGCGUCGUCGCCGGGCGUCUCGCGGCCUCGGACCCGGACCUCUCGAUCCUCGUCAUCGAGGGCGGCACCAACAACCGCGACGUGCCCAACGUCGUUCACCCGGCCUUCUUCCUCGAGCACCUCGCCCCCGAGAGCAAGACGGCCAUUUUCUACCAGGGGAACAAGUCCGACAAGCUCGCCGGCCGCAGUCCCAUCGUCCCGGCCGGGGGAAUCCUCGGCGGCGGUUCCUCGAUUAACUUUAUGCUCUACACCCGCGCCCAAAAGUCCGACUUCGACUCCUGGCGCACGCCGGGUUGGUCCGCCGCCGACCUGCGGCCGUACCUCAACCGCUUUGAGACGUACCACGGCAACGGCGACGCCGCCCACCACGGCUCCUCCGGCCCCGUCCACAUCUCGUCCGGCGGCUUCCGCGUCACCGCCGCCGAGGACGACAUCCUCGCCGCCGCGAGACAGACGGGCUACCCCGAGAUCCGCGACCUGCAGAACCUCGAGGCCAACAACGGCUACGAGCGCUGGAUGCGCUACGUCUCGCCCGACGGCCGCCGCCAGGACGCCGCGCACACCUUCCUGCACCCGCUGCUCGAGGACGGCCGGCACCCCAACCUCCACGUGCUCGUCGAGUCCAAGGUCAUCCGCGUGCUGUUCGACGACCGUAAGCGCGCCGUCGGAGUCGAGUACACCCCCAACCCGGACUACCAGGCCGUCCUGAACACGACCAAGCAGCCCGUCCGCCGCGUGCGCGCCAGGAAAAUGGUCGUCGUCUCGUGCGGCGCCUGCGGCACCCCGGGCGUCCUCGAGCGGUCCGGCCUCGGCGACAAGAGAGUCCUCGACAAGGCCGGCGUGCCCGUCGUCGCGGACCUGCCCGGCGUCGGACACAGCUACCAGGACCACAACCUCGUGCUCAUACCCUACAAGACGGCCCUCAAGCCGAACGAGACGCUCGACGACAUCUUCAGCGGCCGCAUCAGCCGCGAGGACGCCAUAGCCGGCAAGCACGAGAUGCUCGGCUGGAACGGCGUAGACAUCGUCAGCAAGAUCCGCCCGUCGGACGAGGAAGUCAAGGCUCUGGGUCCCGAGUUUCAGAAGGCGUGGGAUAGGGACUUCAAGAACGACCCCAACAGGCCCGUCAUGCUCAGCGGGUUUCUACACGCAUACCUCGGAGACCACGCCGCUAUCCCCCAGGGCCAGUACACCACCGUCGCCAACUACACAGCCUACCCUUACUCCCGCGGUAGCAUCCACAUCACCGGCCCCUCGCUCGCGGACCCUCUCGACUUCGAGACGGGCUUCUUCAGCGACCCGCACGACCUCGACCUCAAGAAGCAGGUCUGGGCCUACAAGCACUCGCGCGAGGUCGCCCGCCGCACCGCCCUCUACCGCGGCGAGGUCGCCGGCGGCCACCCGUCCUUCCCCGCGGGUUCCAAGGCCGCGCUUGUCGACGAUGUCGCGCCCGACGCGCACAAGAGCGUGACAGCGCCGCUCGAGUACUCCAGGGAGGACGACGAGGCCAUCGAGCAAUUCCUGCGCGAGAACAUCAACACGACGUGGCACUCCCUCGGGACCGCCAAGAUGGCGCCGCGCGCCGACCUGGGCGUCGUCGACUCGUCGCUCAGCGUCUACGGCGUCGAGGGGCUCAAGGUCGUCGAUCUGAGCAUCGUGCCGGAGAACGUGGGCGCCAACACCAACAACACGGCCUUCGUGGUGGGCGAGAAGGCGGCGGAUAUCAUUGCCAAGGAUUUGGGCAUCAACAUUCCCCCGAAGCUGUAGAUAUGUCAGAUGGGGUUUCUAGUAUUAUUUUAGUAUCCUCGUUCGGGAUAGAGCCGGCGUCUGAGGACAUAGUAUGCAUCAUGGGAGUAGGUAGCCCUCUUGGAGUCACGACAUUUAACGACGAGACGCACCUCUAUUUUACAGCAAGACUCGCAUUGGAGAUAGAACAAGGCUGUUUUGUGACGAGAUCAUAUUAAUCAGUAACUAUACAUAAGACGUACU